UCAGGAGGCACUCCCGCCGUUUGAAAUUCACAGCUUGCUGUUUCGGGAUGGCUACCAAUAUAGGUGACCAGCGUGCCUCAGAAUGGGCUCCCCAGUACAACCUGGGUAACGGGAGCACCAGGGAGAACGGCAUGGAAGGCCCAAUGCACGAGAACCCUGAAUGGGAGAAAGCCCGCCAAGCACUGGCCAGCAUCAGCAAGGCCAGCGCCGCUGCUUCUGGCAACAGUAAAAAUGCCACCAGCGGGCCAGCGAAUGCGCAGUAUACAGCCCAGCAAGGGGAGGCCUUGCAGCAGCAGCAGCAGCAACAGCAGUACUAUCAGUGGUAUCAGCAGUACAGCAGCUACCUCUAUCCCUAUAAUUAUUAUUACCCUAUGAAUGUCUACCCUGGAUACAGCUCUCCCGGACAAUAUGGUGUCCCAGGUGCUUACUCCUCUACGGGACCCCAACAGCCUCCAGCUCCUGGCCAACACCAAGGGAACAUGAGCCAGCCUCCUGUCCCUGGCAUGGAAGACGGAGGGAUGUCGUCGUACUCGAACCAGCAGCAGCAGCAGAUGCCGGUCCCGAACCCUCCGCAGUCCCCCAUGCAGCAUCCCGGCCACCCCUCGCAGCACAGCAGCCACCCCAUUGGCUCUGGGGGGCAGCAGCAGGGUGGCGGGCCCUCCGGAGGGCCCCACUCCCAGCAGAACCAGUCGGGCGCCUCCUACGGCCAGCAGCAGCAUUCUUACCAGGAUGGGUGCAAGCCCAAGAAAGGGCAGCAGCUCUGGAACCGCAUGAAACAAGCGCCUGGGUCCGGGGGUCUGAAAUUCAACCUCCCCAAGCGCCCCUUUGUGAUGACCAACCAGAACUUCAACUCCUGCCCAGAGCAGCAGCAGCACGGCAACUUCGGCUCCCAACAGAACUCUGAGAAACGCCACAAUCACAGUUCUUCCACAGGGAAGCCGGAAGACUGGCCGCAAGACAUGAAGGAGUACGUCCAGCGCUGCUUCACAGCCUGCGAGUCGGAGGAGGACAAAGACCGCACCGAGAAGCUCCUCAAGGAAGUGCUGCAGGCCCGGCUGCAGGAUGGCACCGCCUACACGAUCGACUGGAGCCGGGAGCCGCUUCCUGGGCUGGGCCAGGACAACAUGGGUGACAGCCCCAAGAAGAAGCAGCAGCAGCGCUGGGAGAUGUCCUCCCUCCACUCGCCACGGACUCCCAUGCAGUCCACCCUUUCCCAGCAGCAGCGGGGCGGUGGUGGCAACUCUCAGCCCCCGCGAGGGGGAGGUGGCGGGGGAGGCGGAGCUGGCCGUGCCCGCGGGAACGGCUUCCCCACCAAGUUUGGGAACCGCAAUGUCUUCAUGAAGGACAACAGCUCGUCCUCGAGUGUCGACUCGCGCUCCAGGUCCCGGUCUUCAUCGCGGUCGCCCAACCGCCACUUUCGGAGGAGUGAUUCGGAUUCGGACAGUUCCUUCUCAGGCAGCGAGUGUCGAUUGGGCGGCCGUAGGAAUACCCAGAGAAACCGGGGCCGUGGAUGCCACAUGGAUAGAGGUCGGAUGAGAGCCCAGCGAGGGAAAAGGCACGAGCAGGGCCUUUCGAAGCGCAACCGGAAACGCAAUACCAUGGACUACGAAGACCCUGAGAAGGAGUUCAAGAAGGAGCGGCGAGCGGCCCGCUUCCAGCACGGGGGCCACUCUAAGAAGCUGCGCCUGGAGCCCCUCAUCCUGCAGAUUAACAACCUGGACCCCACCGGCUCAGAUGGCCUCGACUGGAAUGAGCUGAAGAUUGUGGGCACCUCUCAGGAGAUCACCAAGCAUUACCUGCGCCUGACUUGUGCGCCAGACCCGUCGACUGUCCGGCCUGUCUCGGUGCUUAAAAAAUCCUUGUCCAUGGUGAAAUCCCACUGGAAAGAUAAGCAGGACUACGCCUAUGCUUGCGAGCAGAUGAAAUCCAUACGGCAAGACCUCACAGUUCAGGGAAUCCGUACAGAGUUCACUGUGGAGGUAUAUGAAACCCAUGCCAGGAUAGCACUGGAGAAGGGCGACCACGAGGAGUUCAACCAGUGCCAGACGCAGCUGAAGUCUCUCUAUGCAGAGAACCUCCCAGGCAAUGUCGGGGAAUUCACUGCUUACCGCAUCCUCUACUACAUUUUCACCAACAAUUCAGGAGAUAUCACCACGGAGCUGGCUUACUUGACGAAAGAGCUGAAGGCAGAACCCUGCGUGGCGCAUGCGCUCUCCUUGCGGGCAGCCUGGGCCCUGUCCAAUUACCACCGCUUCUUCUGCCUCUACCGUCAAGCGCCCUUCAUGUCCGGUUACCUCAUUGACAAGUUUGCGGAACGAGAGAGGAAAACGGCCCUCAAAGCCAUGAUCAAAACUUUCCGCCCGGUGCUUCUCGUCUCCUACGUUGUGUCAGAGUUGGCCUUCGAGAGCGAGGAGGAGUGCCAGGCGUUCCUCGCAGCUCUGUCCCUCGUGUAUACUAGCCCCGACGCCACCAAGAUUGACUGCAAGCAGAGCUUGGCGGUCCUGGCCAAUUUCUGAAAAGUCUAA
This is a messenger RNA of Euleptes europaea (tarantolino), 2525 nucleotides long. It is a transcript of the gene LENG8, whose product is annotated as leukocyte receptor cluster member 8. The transcript is spliced from 15 exons. The record is from RefSeq and is a predicted model, not a curated record. Gene Ontology annotation, cellular component: nucleus. The coding region runs from base 48 to 2516 and encodes 822 amino acids. NCBI's taxonomy places the organism in Eukaryota, Metazoa, Chordata, Lepidosauria, Squamata, Sphaerodactylidae.